Colletotrichum siamense is the source of this 762-nucleotide messenger RNA. RefSeq lists its product as uncharacterized. Gene Ontology annotation, cellular component: DASH complex; spindle microtubule. The record is from RefSeq and is a predicted model, not a curated record. The coding region runs from base 1 to 762 and encodes 253 amino acids. The transcript is spliced from 2 exons. NCBI's taxonomy places the organism in Eukaryota, Fungi, Ascomycota, Sordariomycetes, Glomerellales, Glomerellaceae. Gene Ontology annotation, biological process: attachment of spindle microtubules to kinetochore.
AUGUCUAUGCUAUCAAUUCACCUGGAGCAAAUAGCUCUGUCGUGCGAAGGCAUCGACUCUCUCCCAUUCCCACCUCCCAAAAUCUUUACAAACGCUAUGCUUUACAACAGCGACAUCACCUCUCUGAUCCGCGACACCGAAGCCCACGAACGUGCCCUCUUCUCCGUCCCACCUCCCCCAGCUCCCGCCACCUCCCAGAACCCAGACCCGAAGCCCAACAACCGCCGCCAGACCGUCUUCAACGUCGCUUCGGGUGAGGUCACGACUGGCCCCCCGGCAACCCGUGGAGGUGGCGGCGGCGGGCCUCGUAGACACACCGCCGUAUCUGCCGUUUUGGGAGGCGAUCUGCACGACCAGCUACGCCGCGGCGAGCGUCAGGCAGCUAGCAAGGGCGGUGACGUCGACGUCGAGGUCUUGCUGAAGGGAGCGACGAAGCUCUGUGGUGUUUACGCACUGCCCGGAGCUCUGGAGAGAAUCCCACAGCUGAGGAACCGUUACGCACACCAGACGAACACGCUGGCAUACUACGAAGCCAAGGUCGCCGAGCACCAGGCCGCGCUGGAGAGGAUGAACAAGGACCACUGGAUGGGCGACGAGGAGGAGCCAGAAGACGACGACGAAGAAGAAGACGAGGACAUGAUGACCGAAGAGGAAUACCGGGCCGAGGAAGAGCUAGUGCGCGACCUCGACAGGAAGAAGCGCGAGCUGCAGCAGCGGCUGCGCGCGAUGGACAAGGACUUGGGCGGGCUGUUGAACAUGUGA